Molecule: messenger RNA, 2994 nt
Organism: Sinocyclocheilus grahami
Lineage: Eukaryota; Metazoa; Chordata; Actinopteri; Cypriniformes; Cyprinidae
Product: scavenger receptor cysteine-rich type 1 protein M130-like
Exons: 12
Coding region: 1-2994 (997 amino acids)
Cellular component (GO): membrane
Source: RefSeq, a predicted model, not a curated record
AUGGAGCGUUAUCUAACUCUCAUUUUUUUGUCUUCUCUGAUCAGACUUACUGCAGCUGGUAAUGUGAGGCUGGUGGAUGGUAGUAAUUCCUGUGCUGGUAGGGUGGAGGUUUAUUAUAAAAAAGAAUGGGGAACCGUGUGUGAUGAUUACUGGUAUUUGGCAAACACUGCAGUCGUGUGUAGAGAGCUGGGCUGUGGUGAUACUUCAAAUAUAAUGCGUGUUGCUUACUUUGGACCAGGAUCAGGAAAAAUAUGGAUGGAUAAUGUGAGAUGUAGAGGGUUGGAGUCCUCAAUAUUCAAAUGCCCAAAAGCAACAAUGGGUAACCAUAACUGUAAGCAUAAUGAAGAUGUUGGAGUUAUUUGCUCAGGCAUCAGGCUGGUUGGAGGUUCUCUCUGCUCUGGGAGGUUAGAGGUGCCUCAUGGGAACACAUGGCACACAGUGUGUGAUGCUGCCUUUGACCAGCAGGAUGCAGAGGUUGUGUGUAGAGAGCUGGGCUGUGGGGCUCCUGUACAGGUGCUGGGAGCAGCUGCUUUUGGCAAAGGAGACGCUCAGAUGAUGACACAAGAGAUUCAGUGCAGAGGAAAUGAAUAUCAGUUUGCUCUCUGUCCAGUAUCAUCUUCACACAGCAAUUGUUCCCAUAACUAUAAUACGGGAGUGGUGUGUGCUGAAACAUUAAGAUUAGAUGGUGGUGGUAGUUCCUGUGCUGGUAGAGUGGAGGUUUUUCAUGAUGGUCGUUGGGGAACAGUAGGUGACCUCGGUUGGGAUUUGGCUGAUGCUGCAGUGGUGUGUAGAGAGCUGGGCUGUGGAGAGGCUGUAGCUGCACCUAAGCAUGCCCACUUUGGCCAGGGGAAAGGACCAGUCUGGAUUAUUGAUGUGAUGUGUAAUGGAGAAGAAUCUGCACUGAAGGACUGUGGAUCACAUAACUGGGGAAAACAUACGGCUAAUCAUGCUGAUGAUGCUGGGGUCAUCUGCUCUGGUGUCAGGCUGGUUGGAGGUUCUCGCUGCUCUGGGAGAUUAGAGAUACUUCAUGCGAACACACGACUUUCAGUGUGUGACGCUACCUUUGACCAGCAGGAUGCAGAGGUUGUGUGUAGAGAGCUGGACUGUGGGGCUCCUGUACAGGUGCUGGGAGCAGCUGCUUUUGGCAAAGGAGAUGCUCAGAUGUGGACACAAGAGAUUCAGUGCAGAGGAAAUGAAUCUUACAUAUCUGUCUGUCCAACAUCUUCUCUCAAACACAACUGUACCCAUGAGAAUGCUGUAGGACUGUCAUGUUCUGGUUACACCGAUCUCAGACUGGUAAACGGCCCUGACAUCUGUUCUGGUCGAGUUGAACGUCAGUACUUCAGUAAAUGGGGCACAGUGUGUGAUGCAUGCUGGGAUAUGAGAGCUGCCAGUGUCCUCUGUAGACAGCUGAAUUGUGGGAUUGCUGUCUCUGUUGUGGGAUCAGACUGGUUUGGAGAGGGAAGUGAUGAAAUCUGGGCUGAUGUGUUUGAUUGUGACGGGAAUGAAACAAAACUCUCAGAAUGUUCCAUCUCUUCAUGGAGUCGAGCUGAAUGUUCUCAUAGACGAGAUGUUGGAGUCAUCUGUUCUAGUUCCCCUCUAGCUCUUCAUGACGGUCUGGUGCAGUUGUCUGGAGAGAGACAGUGUGAGGGGGAGGUGGAAGUUUUCAUCCAUCAGGUCUGGAGGAGAGUUCUGCUGGACUCCUGGAGUCUCACUGAAUCCUCUGUGGUCUGCAGACAGCUGGGCUGUGGCUCUGUGCUGAACUUCUACGGCUCCUCUUCAUCCAGGCCUGAACACAGUCAUGAGUGUGUGACGGGCUUCCAGUGCUCUGGGAGUGAAGCUCAUCUGGGGAACUGCAGCUCUCCACAAACUCUCAACUGCAGCUCCACACAACAGCUGUCAAUCACCUGCCUUGGUUGCAGGUCCAUCAGGCUGGUGGGUUCUGGGGGAGACUGUGCAGGGAGGCUGGAGGUUUUUCACAGCGGCUCAUGGGGGACAGUGUGUGAUGACUCCUGGGAUAUUAAAGAUGCUCAUGUGGUGUGCAGACAGCUGCAGUGUGGAGUGGCCCUCAGUAACCAGCAGGUACCAGCCUGGUUUGGUCCUGGUUCUGGACCCAUAUGGCUGGAUGAUGUGGCGUGUGAGGGGAAUGAGACGUCCCUGUGGAGCUGCUCUUCUCCAGGCUGGGGAAAACAUGACUGUCAACACAAGGAGGAUGUAGGAGUCGUGUGCUCGGAGUUUAAAGAGAUCAGGUUAACUGAAGGCUGUGAAGGGAAUGUGGAGGUUUUCUACAAUGGAUCCUGGGGUAAUGUGUGCUGGAACCAGAUGGAUGAAGACACUGUGAGUCUGAUCUGUCAAGAGCUGAACUGUGGAAGAUCUGGUGUUUUGUCUGAUUCUACAGCAAGAGUGAAAUCAGCUCCUAACUGGCUGGAUGAAGUGAAAUGUCGACCACAUGAUUCAAAUCUGUGGCAGUGUCCAUCUUUACCCUGGGAACAAAAUAAAUGCAACGAAUAUGAAGUGGCUAAAAUCAUAUGCUCAGAGGAUCAGACACACAAGUUUUCUCAGAGUCGUCUGACAUGUUCUACCUCAUCAUCUUCUCACCAGAGACAGUGUUCAGAUCAUGUUCCUCUCAGACUGAGUGGAGGGGAGGGCCGGUGCUCUGGGAGGCUGGAGGUGUAUCAUAACGCUGUGUGGGGCUCAGUCUGUGAUGAUCAGUGGGACAUCAGCGAUGCUCAGGUGGUCUGCAGGCAGCUGGGUUGUGGAGCAGCACUGAGGGCUGAUGGGAAUUCAGUCUUUGGUGCUGGUGAAGGUGUUGUGUGGCUGAACAGAGUCGAGUGCAGAGGGAAUGAGAUUCACCUGUGGGACUGUCCUCUCUCCCUGAAAAACCACACUGACUGCUCCCACAAAGAGCACGCUGGACUUACCUGUGCAGGGAGUCUCAUCUCUGAAGAAAUGCAUUCUGGGUAUGAAGAUGCUGAUGAGCUUCUCUCAGGUUAG